AGAAAUACUUCCAUGAUGGCCACGGCAAAUAUGUUUGUGCUCCUGUCCUUCGUGCUUUGCUGUUUUGCAGAUGCUGCCCUUGGGGCUGAGGUGGACUGCAGUAAAUAUCCAAACACUACAAAUGAGGAAGGCAAAGAGAUGUUGGUCUGCAGUGAGAUCGUUGGCCCCAUCUGUGGCAGUGAUGGAAUCACCUACAGCAAUGAGUGCUUGCUCUGCACCUACAAUAUAGAAUAUGGAACCAAUGUCAGCAAAGACCAUGAUGGAGAAUGCAAGGAAGGUGCUCCUGUGGACUGCAGUAAAUAUCCCAACACAACAAAUGAGGAAGGCAAAGAGGUGUUGGUCUGUAGCAAAGACUCCAGCUUCGUCUGUGGAACUGAUGGGAUCACCUACGACAAUGAGUGCCAGCUGUGUGUCCGUAGCAUAGAGUCUGGACGCAGCAUUCGCAAGAAGUCUGAUGGUGAAUGUAAGAAGGACACUGCUACACGGGUUGACUGCAGUGACUACCCCAAACCUGCCUGUGUGGUUGAGUACAGGCCUGUCUGUGGAUCUGACAGCAAAACAUACAGCAAUAAGUGUGAAUUCUGCAAUGCAGCCGUGGACAGCAAUGGGACUCUCUCUAUAAGCCACUUUGGAAAAUGCUGAGUAUCAGUGCUGAGAGAAUUCACCACAGGAUCCCCACUGGCAAA
Dryobates pubescens (Downy woodpecker) is the source of this 686-nucleotide messenger RNA. RefSeq names its product ovomucoid. The transcript has 8 exons. Bases 13 to 642 code for a protein of 209 amino acids. Lineage: Eukaryota; Metazoa; Chordata; Aves; Piciformes; Picidae. The record is from RefSeq and is a predicted model, not a curated record. Gene Ontology annotation, molecular function: protein binding.